Messenger RNA from Trichomycterus rosablanca, 360 nucleotides. RefSeq names its product type II inositol 1,4,5-trisphosphate 5-phosphatase-like. The transcript has 5 exons. Lineage: Eukaryota; Metazoa; Chordata; Actinopteri; Siluriformes; Trichomycteridae. The record is from RefSeq and is a predicted model, not a curated record. Bases 70 to 348 code for a protein of 92 amino acids.
GACAACAGUACAGAAAGCAGACUGCUGGGGCUAGUGCAGCAUGGCAAAGAAAAUGCAUUAUUCUUCUACAUGCACAGAAGAAUGGCAAUCACUGGCAAUGAUGUAACGCUGCAUGAAAUCAUUCCUAUUUCAUAUGACUUUUCUGUUGUGGAAGUGUCCUCUCCAGAUGAACUUGCUGUGGUUGGAGCUGAUACUCGAGUAAGAAUAACAUUUCUUAAUGAGGAGAUUAAGCUAAAGUUACCUUUUGGCUCCCACACGCGCCUUUUUCUCACUGAGGUCAACAAAGCCUGGUGUGAGAAAAUACAUUGGUGUGAAAAAUACAAAUCCAAGAAACAAACAAUCUUAUAAAGAUGCUGGAGU